AUGAGGCUGGCUGCCGUCUUCGUGUGUCCUUUAGUGCUACUGUUCCACAUUUGCCCAGCGACGACUGCGGGAAACAAGUGCGAGCUAAAGGGGUGCCCCAGGCCGAGGUUUGGUCACAUCAACGUCCACGUCCUCUGCCACAGCCACAACGACGCCGGCUGGCUGCGUUCGGUGGAUAGCAUCUACAAUGACUCGGUGCGUUCCAUCUACGACACAGUGCUGGAGGCGCUCGAGGAGAACAGCAAGCGACGCUACGUUUCUGCCGAGAACGUCUUCUUCUCGCGCUGGUGGAAGGACCAGUCCAAGGCUGCCCGCCGCCAGGUGCACAAGCUUGUGCAGUCAGUGGGCAGUGGCUCAUACCCACAGUGGGGGAUUGACAAUGAGUGUUCCGCAGGACGGCUUCAAUUCGUGGGAGGCGGAUGGGUUCAGAACGACGAGGCGGUGACCCACUACACGGCUAUCAUCGAACAGAUGACGCUGGGCCUGCGGUUCCUGAACGAGACAUUUGGUCCCGACUGCGGCGUGCCCAGCGUAGCCUGGCAGGCCGACCCGUUCGGACACUCAGUCACACAGGCGUCACUCUUCGCAAAGAUGGGAUUCAGCGCCAUGAUGGCGGGCCGCGUGUCCAUGGAUACGCUGGAGCAAUGGAAGGCCUCUCAACACAUGGGUUUCGUGUGGAAAACAAGCGCCUCAACAAAUGGUCACACGAACCCCGGCGAAGGUGGCGAGCUCUUCACGUGGGUCCCCUGGAAAUCGUACUCGACGCCGGCCGAGCUGUGCUUCGACGCGUGCACUUACGAAGAACCCGAGAAAGAGUACGGCGGUAAAACGGUUCCCCUCAUGAUGGGCGACGACCUGACCUGGACCAACGCGGUCGAGCACUAUCGGGACGCGGACACCCUGCUGAGCCGCGCGAACCGUGUGGGGCGCUGGCCGAUGAACCUUAUGCGGUGGUUGUUCCGGGGAAACGAGCUCAAGCCCGUCAACGUCAUGUACUCGACGCCCGCCUGCUUUCUGGAGGCCCUCCACUCCGACAAGUCGCGCUCGUGGCCACGUUUCGAAGACGACCUCCUGCCGUACACGGACCGACCAAAACACACGUGGACUGGCUUCUACACGACUAGACCUGGCCUCAAGAUGAUGACGCGUUACGCCAACGGAUUCCUCCAGGAGGUUCUCAGCUCAGCCAUGUCUACUCUGUCGAUGAGCACCGGACCCCUGCGCAGUCUUCGUGGUGAAGAGCGGUCGCAAGUGUUCGGAUUCUGUCACCAUCUCAACGAGAGCCACUGCCUCCACAGCGAGGAGGAGUCUGAGGUGCCGUUUACAGUCAUCGUGUACAACCCGGCAAGUGCGGACGUGUCGACGUGCAUCCGGCUUCCAGUGGAUACCAACCGAAGCUCCCACUUUACCGUUACGGGACCUGGCGGCAUCCGAGUUGAAUCUCAGGUGGUGCAACUGUCCCGUCACCCAGAAACAUCGAGCAUCGAGGCAUUCACGAAUGCCACCGCCGCGCUGCUGUUCCAGGCUCUUGUCAAGCCGCUGGGAUUCAGCGUGUACAGGGUGGCAUCGCCUCACGAACCAAUUGCUUCGCCAGCAGCGGACAGCUUCUUGGAGCUCGAUAGGCCAGCCGCUGUCAUCGAAAACAAGAGGUACCGCAUCGAGCUCGACCCAGCGUCCGGCCUGGUGUCCCGUGUACUGGUGCUCCCAUUGUCGAAAAGGGGAAGGUCGAGUCGCUCCUCCAUGCCAGUGCUGCUUCGUCAGACGUUCGCCUCGUACGACCAGAACCGGGGAGACUCCAGCGUUCCCUCUCCUGGCCACUACGUGUUCAGCGCCCACAGUGAGGCGCAAUCCUUGGGUGACCACGUCGCCUACCGCGUCGUCAAGGGCCCCUUGGUUCAAGAAAUUCACCAAAUCUUCAACGACUACAUUUCCCAAGCGGUCACUCUGCACAGGGAUUCGGACUUCAUCGAGUUCACCUGGACAGUUGGGCCUCCGCCCGCUGCGUACGCCUCAUUCGUAGGACAAGACGUGGUCGUGCGGUAUGAGAGCGAUAUGGACACCGAUGUGUUCUACACCGACGGCAACGGCUGGAGGAACAUGCGCAGGGUGGUUACCAUGCAGGAGGACAAGCUUCCUAUUCCGUCCAACUACUAUCCUGUGGUCUCGUGGAUCUACGUUGAGGCGAGUUCGGCUUCCGCUCCUUCCCUCGUGUCUGUGCAUUCCUAA
Molecule: messenger RNA, 2226 nt
Organism: Dermacentor silvarum
Lineage: Eukaryota; Metazoa; Arthropoda; Arachnida; Ixodida; Ixodidae
Product: lysosomal alpha-mannosidase
Exons: 15
Coding region: 1-2226 (741 amino acids)
Biological process (GO): mannose metabolic process
Cellular component (GO): lysosome
Molecular function (GO): alpha-mannosidase activity; carbohydrate binding
Source: RefSeq, a predicted model, not a curated record